Messenger RNA from Centropristis striata (black sea bass), 4918 nucleotides. It is a transcript of the gene myripa, whose product is annotated as myosin VIIA and Rab interacting protein a. Gene Ontology annotation, biological process: intracellular protein transport. The record is from RefSeq and is a predicted model, not a curated record. The coding region runs from base 166 to 4203 and encodes 1345 amino acids. Gene Ontology annotation, cellular component: cortical actin cytoskeleton. NCBI's taxonomy places the organism in Eukaryota, Metazoa, Chordata, Actinopteri, Perciformes, Serranidae. Gene Ontology annotation, molecular function: actin binding; myosin binding; small GTPase binding. The transcript has 17 exons.
UUUUUUUUGCACAAUCCUCCCUAGGAAUAAACGGACUGCUUUUAUUCCUCCUCUGUGUGUCGUGACGGUGAACCGGUGGUCAGUUUCACCGAGAGGGGACAACACACUCAGAGAUCGAUGAUAACAAGAAGCUGAUUGGUCUGAGGUGCCGGUCGUGUGUCAGCGAUGGGCAGGAAGUUAGAUCUGUCGGGGCUGACGGAGCACGAGGCGGAGCAUGUGCUGCAGGUGGUGCAGCGGGACAUGAGGCUGCGGAAGAAGGAGGAGGAGCGCCUCAGUGAACUGAAGCAAGAGCUGGACGAGGAGGGCAGUCGCUGCCUCCUGCUGUCACGGCAGAGUUGUUUCAACGAGCGCUGCUGCAUCCGCUGCUGCUCGCCCUUCACCUUCCUGCUCAACCCCAAGCGCCAGUGCUGCGACUGCCACUACAACGUCUGCAAGGCCUGCCGCGUCUACAACAAGAGGGACAAAGCCUGGCUCUGCUCCGCCUGCCAGAAGAGCAGGUUGCUGAAGACACAGUCGCUGGAGUGGUUCUACACUAAUGUGAAAACGCGCUUCAAGAGGUUUGGCAGCGCCAAAGUGCUGAAGACUUUUUACAGGAAACACCUGGCGGAGCACAGCGCCCUUUCAGAGCUUACUGAGGGCAGCGCCUACGAAGACAGUCUCUGCAAUGAGGGCAGCGCCUGUGGCAGCGACUCAACCUUCUACAGACAAACUGAAGAGCACAGCAUGGCAGAGACGAUCACUGUGGCCUUGCGGGUGGCAGAGGAGGCCAUAGACGAGGCGAUUUCCAAGGCUGAGUUCGACACUGCCAGUCAGGAGAAGCAGAAUGAGGCUCACUAUCUGCGGGAGCACAGAGGAGAGCUCAUUGAGGAACUGGCCAAAACUAUUGUGCAAAAAAUUAUCAGCAGGAGGAAGACUUUGGCUGAGUUGAGGACAGAUUACGACGAGGACUGGCCACUUGAACACAACUCUGACCUUCAUCACGAUCAAGGCUCCAGUUCCCUUAAAAACCAACCAGGCCUCUGGAGAUCACACUCUGCCUUCUCCCUGCUGGACAAUGACCCCCCCGGUCUGAUCCAGGACUCCCCUCAGGCACUGAAGAAAGACGGAGGCGGGUCGGCCAUGACCACCUGGAAGAGCGUCGACCGGCUGGACAACGCUGGUGUGUCCUCAGUGCUGAAGAGUCCGGACGGGAACUGGAUCGCCCUGCAGAGCGCCCAGCUGUCCCGUCCCAGCCUGCUGACCAGGAGGAAGAGCCUCCUCUUCAGUGCCUUGGAGAGGGAGUCCGGGGUCGUGUCUGCAUAUGAAGGAAUGGGCUCCGACAACGAGACCAAACCGGAGCCCGACAGCUCCUGGGGCGCCGUCCUCCAGGAGAUCCACAGGAAGAUGACAGACUCUAACUGCAACCUGCAGGACUCCGGGGACAGGACCCCGUCCCCUGCCCGGCGAGGCAGCAGAGACGAGCUGUUUUCAGACUCGGAGGGGAACUGGAAGCCUCAGAAAACUCUGCUCGCUCUUUUUAAGAGGAAGGUUCCUGCAGAGAUCAGGCGACCCACCUCAUCCCGCAGGACCAGCAUCAUCGAUGUGAACUUUAACGUGGAAGGAGCCGGAGAGGAAGAGGAGAAGAAAGCAGCCGCAGAGCCGGAGGUGGGAAGAGUCAGGAGAUCACGGAAGAAAAGAAGGAGUAAAAAAGAGUUGUCUUCUUCUGUGCUGGAUUACAGCGAAGAAGACGACUAUUCCCAACAUCCGUCUGAUGCCGUCACCCCCGAGACCCUGACGUCUGGAGCCACGACCCCUGAACCUUCACACCUUCAGAGUGACAUCACGGGACAAGGAGCCAAUCAGAUGGAGCAGGAGCUCACGUCCAAACUAGAACAACUAGCAGGCCGAGUUUCUGAAUCCUCCACCGAAGAAGAAGAAGAACAGGUUGACGGAGAUGUGAGAGAUGCUGGUAAUGAUGGAGGGAGGGAGGAAAAGAUCAAAGGAAGCGAGGAGCGAGAUGAAGAAGACGAGAGGCUGUGGAGGAUGGAGAUCGACUUGGAUGAAGGAAGAACUGAGGACGAUGAGGAAGUAGAUGAAGAGAUGAGAUCCAGAUUAUACCGGCUCAUCGCUCAGUCCAGACUCACAUACUUCUCGUCUACUGAUGAAGAGUUGGACAAAGUUGGCCGGAGUGACGAAUGGGAAUGGGAAGGAGACAAGGAUGAAGAUACGGACGAGGAAAAGACGGUCGGACUAACUUCUAAACUCUGGGAGCUGGAAAAACAAGUCGGGGCCAACCAGUUCUCCUCCACAGAGGAUGAGCUGGACAGAGUUGGCGUCACAGAUGAAGAGAAGAAGAGGACAGGAGAGGAGGAGGAGGAGGGAAAAGAAGAGCUGGCAGUGAGAGUGUGUAGAUUAGCUAACCAGGCCAACGCCACCCAAUUUUCUUCCACGGAGGAUGAGUUAGACCGAGCAGGCCGAGGUGAAGAGGGAGAGGAAGCGAUAGACGGAGAGAGGCUGUGGAAUAUGCACGCAGGAAAAGACUUCCAGGCUUUGGCUAGUUUGGUUAAUGCUUCUCACUUUUCUUCCACUGAGGAUGCACUGGAUAGAUAUGGAGAGAAUGAGGAGGAGGAGGUGGAUCAGGAGAUCAAUGAAGGAGGAUCCGAAAGGAAAGAAGAUAAGAAUCUGAAGAGGAGAGAAUCAUUUGGAGAUUUGGAUGUGAACAUGUUUGAUUUAAAGGAUGAAAUUGAGGAAAGAAAGAGCGGUGGCGAAAAAGUUGAAGAUGUCCAACAAGAUGAAAGGGAGGAGGAGAGAGAAACAGGUGAGGAUGAAAGGAUGGUAAAGGGGCAUGCAUGUGAAAAAAAAGUGGAAUAUUUGAAAGAGAAGGAGGCUAAGAAAGCAAAAGAGACAGAGGGAAGACGAGAGAUGCAAACAGAGGAGAUAAUAUCCUCACAAGAGACAAAAGUCCAAGAAGAGAAUCACCCAGAGGCGAAGUGGCGAGACGAAGAGGAAGAGGAAAGGAUUAGAGACACGGCAGCAGACAGCGAUGAGGAAAAUGCUGAAUUUAAUAGAAUCAUCAGCAGCAUGUUGAUGAUGACUUUGGAGGACAUGCAGGUAGAGACAUUAAGGGAUGAAGUGGCAGAAAAUGGGAGCAGAAAUAGAAAGGAGACGGAUAAGAAUGUAAAAAUCGAAAGUGAAAGUGCAUCUGAGGACAGCGCUGUUAAUGCACAAAGCACAAAUCCAUCAGAGGAGACAGGAAGUGCAAAAGUUUGUCGAGGCGACAACGUGAUGUCAGAGUCGUCUGUGACUGGGAGAUCAGGAGGAAAUGUAAGUGAGCAAAUUGGAGGAGAUACUUCCAGAGUAAAGGAGAGCGGAGACGCUUUGGGAGGAAAUGAAACUGAGCAGCAGCAAGAAGAUGCAGGUGCACGAGAAAAAGCUGCUGUUAUGGCAGUCGAGGAGACGCUGGAGGCCAAAGAGACGUGUGAAAGAACAGAAGAGGACAGAAAAGUCACGACUGAGUGCAACAUGACGGGAGAUGCUGCAGAGGGAGGCUGUGAGAGUGAAGAAGAGGAGGAAAGACUCGAGGAAACCGGAGAAGAAGAAGACACGGAGGGCUUACUGUCACCUGAGGAGAUUCUAAGUGGUAGUGACAUGGAGCUUUACAAAACUAUACAGUUUAUAUCGACUCUGCUGCAGCAGAGAUACUCGGCGGUGUCUCUGCGCAGCAUCACCACUGAGGUGCUCAAGGUGCUGAAUGCCACUGAAGAGCUGCUCCUGCAGGAGGUGGAGGGAGGAGACACCCGGCCACUCUCCAACACCUCGUUGCCCCCCAACACCGACCCCAAGAAACUGGACCAACAGUUCUCCAGACUGGAGGAGAACGUGUACGUGGCAGCUGGAGAGGUGUACAGUCUGGAGGCGGAGCUUAGUGACCUGGAGGAGUGUGCCAGGGGCAUCUGCAGCGCCACCUCCGACAUGGAGCUGGCCUUCCUGGAGGAGCAGGUAGCAUCAGCUGCUGCUAAGGUUCAACAGUCAGAGCUGCAGACUUGUGACAUCUCAGCCAGGAUCGCUGCUUUGAAGAAUGCAGGCCUCAAUGUGGAAUCACCACAGUCACGUUUCACCAAGACCAGGACCAUCCCAGAUAUGCCUGUCACUGUGGACUCAUCCAGACAGCUGAGGAGGCGAUUACCUGCACCACCAGUCAAAGAAGACAGAGAGGAAACCUGAAUCAUGGAGCCGGGAUCUUUGCAGUCCCUCCAACCCAGCAGUGCCUUGUCACUCUGCAGCCUGCAGGCCGGUCUUAAGUGAUCCAUUCACACACCAUUUGCCUUAAUUUCAUUUUUAGACUAAACAUGCCUCAAAUAAUACGGGACACAAGUACUGUAUGUCACUGAUUCUCGUAUCAUCAUAUGAAAAUGUACAGUAGAUAAAACUACUUUAUUAACAGCUUUGAAAAUGUGUCAGUAUCAAUCAACCUGGUAAAAACAAGCAAGUGUAACCCUCAGCUCGCAAAAAAUCACUAACAUUUGAGUUUUAAGACUUUUUUUUAGAUUUUACAAAAAGUGAGGUAAAACUGGUAAAAAUGUUACAUUGUUGUAUCACAGCAUGUAAAAAAAAUCCUAAUGUUUUAAUUAUAAUACUUUUGAUAGACUUUAUUUUAACAUCAUUAGCUGUCUGAUGAAUAAAACUAUACAAAUACUGUACAGUGACUGAAAAAGACACAAAAAUGAUGAGCUACUGACUAAAACCUGUUGCAUUAUAAAUAUACAGAUAAUGGGAACUAUUACUGCAUGUUAGAAAAAUGUUGGGAGACUGUUUUACGUCUGAAAUAAAUGUUUGUAAUGUAGUAGUGUACAUAUUUGUACAGCAAACCAAUCAGUAAAUAUGUUGUUUUCUGCCUUUAUUUUUGAAUUCAGAAAAUAAAGUAAAAUUGUAAAAAGUU